Molecule: messenger RNA, 1805 nt
Organism: Zonotrichia leucophrys gambelii
Lineage: Eukaryota; Metazoa; Chordata; Aves; Passeriformes; Passerellidae
Product: protocadherin alpha-2-like
Exons: 1
Coding region: 64-1725 (553 amino acids)
Biological process (GO): homophilic cell-cell adhesion
Cellular component (GO): plasma membrane
Molecular function (GO): calcium ion binding
Source: RefSeq, a predicted model, not a curated record
CGUGCGGGGCCCGGGCCGGGGCCGGCAGGCAGAGCGGCGGCGGCGGGCGGCGCGGCAGGAAGGAUGGGCGAGCGUUGUUGUGCGGCGGUGGUGCGGGUGCUGGUGCUGCAGGCGGCCUGGGCGCUGUCGGGCGGGCAGGUGCGCUACUCGGUGCCGGAGGAAGCCAAGGCCGGCACGGUGGUGGGCCGUCUGGCGCAGGACCUGGGCCUGGAGGCGGGCGAGGCGGAGGCGCGGCGGCUGCGGCUGGUGGCGCCGGGCCGGCGGGCGAGCGUGGAGGUGAGCGGGGCGAGCGGCGCGCUGGUGGUGAGCUCGCGGCUGGACCGGGAGGAGCUGUGCGGCAAGAGCGCGCCGUGCGCGCUGCGCCUGGAGGUGCUGCUGGAGCGGCCGCUGCGCGUCUUCCAUGUGCAGCUGGAGGUCACCGACAUCAACGACAAUGCCCCCGUCUUCCCCGCCGCCUGGAAAAAUCUCAGCAUCGCGGAACUGUCUGUGCCGGGGUCUCGUUUCCCGCUGGAGGGCGCGUCGGAUGCGGAUAUCGGAGUGAACGCGCAGCUCACCUACACACUCAGCCCCAGUGAAUAUUUUACGCUCGAUGUUAAAUCGUCUGAUGAAAACAGGAAGUCUCUGUUUCUGGUACUCGCAAAGUCUUUAGACCGCGAGACGAUUCCCGUGCACCGGUUGGUACUGACGGCGAGUGACGGGGGUCGGCCGUCUCUGACGGGGACACUGGAGCUGGUGAUCUCGGUGCUGGACGCAAACGACAAUCCGCCCCAGUUCAACCAAUCAGUGUAUAAAGUGCAGCUGCUGGAGAAUGCUACAGAGGGGAUGCUCGUAUUACGUGUUAAUGCCACGGAUCCGGACGAAGGAAGCAAUAAGGAGUUUUCUUACAGCAUCUUGGGUUCGACUCCUAUUGGUAACAAAGAACUCUUUACCAUUGACUCCAAGACGGGCGAGAUCAGACUGAAGGGUACUUUGGACUUCGAAGACGUUCGUUUACAUGAAUUGCAAAUCGAAGCGACAGAUAAAGGGACACCACCGCUGUCGGGUCACUGCAGCGUGGAGCUGGAGGUGGUGGACGUGAACGACAACGCGCCGGAGGUGUGGGUGACGUCGCUGUCGGUGCCGGUGCCCGAGGACGCGUCGUUGGGGACGGUGGUGGCCCUGCUGAGCGUGUCGGACCGGGACUCGGGGGAGAACGGUCGCGUGCGGUGCUGGGUGUGGCCGGCGUCGCCGUUCGGUCUGGAGGCGACGUUCGCGGGCUCGUACUCGCUGGUGCUGCGCGAGGCGCUGGACCGGGAGCGGGUGUCGGAGUACGAGGUGGAGGUGCGUGCGGAGGACGGCGGGGCGCCGGCGCUGCGCGCCAGCCGCGGGCUGCGGGUGCCGGUGUCGGACGUGAACGACAACGCGCCCUUGUUCGCGCAGGCCGUGUACACGGUGCUGGCGCGGGAGAACAACGCGGCGGGCGCGGAGCUGGCGCGGCUGUGGGCGCGGGACUCGGACGAGGCGGCCAACGGGCGCGUCAGCUACUCGGUGUGGGACGGCGGCGUGGGCGUGGGCGGCGGCGGCGCGGGGUCGUCGUCGGGUGCAGCGGGUGGCGUCCGGCGUCGAGCUACGUGUCGGUGGACGCGGAGAGCGGGCGGCUGUGGGCGCUGCAGCCCUUGGACUACGAGGAGCUGCAGGUGCUGCAGUUCGAGGUGCGCGCGGUGGACGCGGGGGAGCCGCCGCUGAGCGGCAACGCCACGGUGCAGCUGUUCGUGCUGGACGAGAACGACAACGCGCCGGCGCUGCUGCCGCCCGCGGGCUCGGCA